UGUUAUCAAGUUAUGACGUAUAAUCUGUUAUGAUAGUUUAUUAGACACUGAUUUCUAUUAUUCAUAUUAAUAUUAGUAAUUAAACCAGUGACGAACUACGCUUUGACCUAACCACCUGCAUUUUUAAGACGGCUAUAUAAACUAUCAAAUUUAUAGAAACAUAAAUAAAUAUGGUGACAUUUGAGAAUUAUUUACGAGUAGUAAACUAUAAAAACUGGAAAUCAAAACUAUGUUCAAUUAUUUUAGCGAUAUUUGUACUCAUAUUUUAUUGUUUGAAGUCAUAUACUCGAAUUUCACACGAAUCGGAUAUUAAACAUGCCAGUCGAGUUCUAUUAUCAAUCAAUGAAACGAAAAAUCAAAAUGAAAAAUCGUUUUUUGAAGAGAUUUUUAUUUUUGAGGAACGCUCUCUUACCAUAUUGUGUACUUCCAUCGUUGCUUUGUACUUAUUUUUAUUUUUAGGAGUAGUAUGCAAUCGUUAUUUGGUGCCAAGCAUUCAUAUAAUUUCUCAAAGAAUGAAGUUAAGUCAGGAUGUUGCGGGAGCGUCUGUAAUGGCUGCAGCAGUGGCAUGUCCUGAACUAUUCGUCAAUAUACUUGCUACGUUCUUUACAGAAGGCGAUGUCGGAAUCGGCACUGUAGUUGGCACUGGCUUAUUUAAUAUACUCUUAGUUCCUGGACUUUGUGUACUUAUGGCUGAUCAAAAGAUCAUACAUCUGGAAAGUUGGCCCAUCACUCGUGAUGUAUUGAUGUAUCUUUUAACUAUAUCAUUAUUAGUUUGGUCAUUGGCUGAUAACAAGGUUUAUGCUUACGAAGCGUUAAUAUUAAUCAUAGUUUACAUGGUAUACUUAUUAAUUCUCUCUUAUAGCUCAUUUUUUGAAAAAAUAUUUAAAUAUAUUUCUCAACAAAAGGACAAAGUGUUUGAAGAAUGCAGUGAAAAUCAGCCGAUACUUCCUCUAAAUGGAGUUUCAGAGAAUGGAUUUCUAGUGCAAGAGCAUAUUAUUUUAUCCAAGUGGAAGGACAGACUUCGUGAUCAACUAUUAAAAAUCAAAGAAUUAGUAAUAUGGCCUAUAGUCUUAAUUUUGAAAGUAACUGUUCCUAGCUGUGAUAGUCUAGAUAGAGUAUUUUGGCUACCUAUUACAAUGUUUAUGUGUAUAUUUUGGAUUGGAUGUGGGUCAUUUUUCAUUGUAGAAUUGAUUACAAUUAUAGGAAAUGAAUUCUCAAUUCCUGAUUCAGUUAUGGGCAUUACACUAUUAGCAAUUGGUAUGAGUGUACCUGAAAUGGUGUCUAGUAUAGCAGUUGCAAGACAAGGACAAGGAACUAUGGCUCUAUGUACUGCACUAAGUUCAUCAACAUUUGAUGUUUUAAUUUGUUUGGGUGUUCCGUGGUUUAUAAAAGCUAUGUGGUUCCACAAAGAAAAUUCGAGUGCAUCCAUAAAUGUUCACUCGAGAAGUCUUGACGAUAGUGCAAUAGCUGUAAUGUUAAGUACAAUUGGUUUCAUGAUAUUGAUGUGUGCCAAAACAUUUGUUUUAACUAAAAAAUCAGGUGGAUUUCUUGUUUUCAUAUGGUUAUUAAUUUGUUCAGCCAUGGUUUACAACGAGUAUGCGACGCACUGAGAACAAUUCGUGUAGCUUAAUGGCUUAAUCAUUUUGCGUGAGUUGAUGAACGAUGACAUGUAAAUAGUUGAUGCCAUCGUUGAAAUGAGCUGCGAAUUAUUGAUUUUGUUUCUGAAGAUUGAAUUUUCAGUGCCUAUCUAUGAUAAUAUGUCAGAAAGACAGACCUGUCUUAUCUUGUAAUAAUAGUCAAGACAAUUUUUAUGUCUGGUAUAAAUAGGUGUACCUACCUAGUAUAAUAAGAUCGUGUAUUUUAUUAAAUAAUAUAUAAUAAUGUGCUGUGAUUAGACAUAUAUUAUAGAUACUUGUGUUGUUGAAAACUAUUGAAAGAAACUUCAAUUAAACAUAGUCUAUAAUGUUCCUAGGUUUGUAUCAUAUUAUAUAUAAACAUUUUUUUUUAUAAUAUUGAAAAUUUAAUUUUGUGUAUGAUAUUUUUCAUUUUGUAAAUGACUUAAAAUUUAAAAUUGGUUUUAAUUUAAGUCAUAUAAUAAUGAAGUACACAGGUUAUAUACCAAAUAUUUAAAUUAAAUAAUAUAUAAUUUUUAUUAAUGAUAAUCAGAUUUACUUAAUUAUAGAUAUAAAAUUAAGCAAUUAGAUCAGACUGAAUUAACUAUUUUGAAUAAGCGGUAUUUAACAUACAUUUUAUUUUAUAUUAUUUUAAUUUAGUUUUAUACAAUAUACAAAUUAAUAUUAUAUCAAUUGACCUUCACUGUAAUUAAAACACUUAUGAAUGUUAAUCUUAAUAUCUGUAGAAUGUGUACCACAUUUCCUCUUCCCACCCAAUUAUGUUUUUAAGAUUCAAUAAUUCGCGGGAUACUCAUAAAAUAUUUUGUAUAUUAUAUAAGUAAUAAUGAAUGUUGUUAUAAAAUAUUAAUAAGUAAUAACCUAUAUUUUAUUAUUUUUAAAUUUAAAAUUUAAAAUUUAGUUAAUUUUUAGAAGUCCUAAUAUCUAUUUGUUUUGCACCGAAUUUUAUAUUUAGUUACAAUAAUCAUUUUGGAAUAAAUGAUUUUAUUAUUUAUGUUAUAUGAUAAGCAACUAGUUUAGCUAUUGAUUUAUAAUUAUCCUUAAAUUGUAUAAAUUAUUUUUAUUAUUUUCUUUUGUUAUCCCUAAAAAUUUUAAAAUCGUUUUGAUUAUAUAGUUAAUAUAAUAUAUUAUUUCAGAAUCAAUUACGCUUUAAUAUUAAUAUGUGGCCACCAAAUGAUUACUUGCAGAUGAAUUUAACUGCAGACUUGCUGCAGAUAAAAAAUAAUUUUUUUAAUUAAUAUUUUUGACGGUGUAUUAAAUAAGAUUUAAGCUUAUUUAAGCUAAAUUUUUUAUUUUGCAUUUCCUCUUUUUGGAAAAUUAUGUACAUUAAGUUUUUAUGGCUCCUGAAAAUUUUCUGAAUUUCUAAGUGGCAAUAUUAAAAUAUUAAUUGGUGAUUCCUGUAAUAGAAGCUCAAUGAUAUUAUUAAUAAAAAUAAAUUUAUUUUUUAAAUUAUAAUUUAA
This is a messenger RNA of Aphis gossypii (cotton aphid), 3091 nucleotides long. RefSeq names its product sodium/potassium/calcium exchanger 5-like. Gene Ontology annotation, molecular function: calcium, potassium:sodium antiporter activity; calcium channel activity. The transcript has 10 exons. Lineage: Eukaryota; Metazoa; Arthropoda; Insecta; Hemiptera; Aphididae. The coding region runs from base 171 to 1610 and encodes 479 amino acids. Gene Ontology annotation, cellular component: membrane. Gene Ontology annotation, biological process: intracellular calcium ion homeostasis; calcium ion transmembrane transport. The record is from RefSeq and is a predicted model, not a curated record.